UCCAUGUCCACAAAUCCUUCACACCCUCUCCCUAAUUUAAUCUUUCGCCUCUAACACCCCCCAUUCUUCAUCUUAAACCCCCCUCUACCCCCACAAUACUUACAUUUUUUGUGUCUAUAGGCCGGAAAAAAAAUAAAUUCCGAUGCUCAAGAUUUUAUAUUAUUUGACGGAGCAUCCGUUGAUCAUUAAUUUCCGGUGGAGUCCCACCCAAUCAUGGGGCGCCACGUGGUCAUUUCUGUUCACCUCAAUUUCUUGUUACAUCCUCCUCUCCGUGUUCCUCCAUCUCUUUCUUCUUCUCAUCCGUCAGACCCGACCCGUUCCACUCGGGCCAUUACCGGCUUUCCACAGCCUCCUGAUGUCGGUAAUCUCCGUGGUCAUAUUCGCCGGAACCCUCUUCUCCGCCGCCGCCGAGAUUCGCGACACGCGGUGGUCGUGGCGGCGCUCGAAGAUCACGCCGCUCCAAUGGCUCUUCUGCUUCCCCCUCGGGACCCGCCCCUCGGGUCGGGUCUUCUUCUGGUCCUACUUGUUCUACCUCUCCCGCUUCCUACACACGUUCCGCACAAUCUUCCUCAUCUUCCGCCGCCGCAAGCUCUCCUUCUUCUCGCUCUUCAACUCGUCAAUCCUCAUCCUCAUGUCAUUCCUCUGGCUCGAAUUCUCCCAAUCAUUUCAAGUACUCGCUAUCCUAAUGACCACUUCAACCUACGCCAUCGUCUACGGCUACCGGUUCUGGACCGCAAUCGGUCUCCCCGGAGCUUGCUUCCCAUUUGUUAUGAAUUGUCAGAUUAUGUUGUUAACUUGUAAUCUCAUCUGCCACGUCGGCGUGCUUGUAAUGCACGUCACGAAGGGCGGAUGUAACGGGAUCGGAGCGUGGAUUCUGAACUCGGUGUUGAACGCGGCGAUUCUGGUUAUGUUUUUGAGCUUCUAUGUGAAAACGAAGCAGAGGAUUAAAGUCAAUGUUGCUGUGGCUGAUGGUUGCGUUGGCCAAAACGGUGAGGAAUUGGUCAAGGGUAAAGAUAAAACGAUCUGAUUUUUUUUGUUUUUUUUGUAAGUUAUAUUUGUAACAAAAAUUAUUUGGGGAAAAAUAAAUAGAUUAGCCCCGUUAGAUUUAUAGAUUUUGUGAAUUUUGGUCAUAUCAACACAAUACGAACUGUAUAAUUAUGACGAAAGUUGAGAAAGGGAUACGAUAAUUUUAGAUCUCA
Molecule: messenger RNA, 1199 nt
Organism: Daucus carota subsp. sativus
Lineage: Eukaryota; Viridiplantae; Streptophyta; Magnoliopsida; Apiales; Apiaceae
Product: fatty acid elongase 3-like
Exons: 1
Coding region: 143-1027 (294 amino acids)
Biological process (GO): fatty acid elongation, saturated fatty acid; fatty acid elongation, monounsaturated fatty acid; sphingolipid biosynthetic process
Cellular component (GO): endoplasmic reticulum membrane
Molecular function (GO): fatty acid elongase activity
Source: RefSeq, a predicted model, not a curated record